This is a messenger RNA of Cooperia oncophora, 1158 nucleotides long. The record is from the annotation of a GenBank genome assembly. NCBI's taxonomy places the organism in Eukaryota, Metazoa, Nematoda, Chromadorea, Rhabditida, Trichostrongylidae.
AUGCAUUCAACUCCAGCAAGGAGCCACCAAUUGCACUUCAUGCGCAUCUCCUUAGGCCCUUUAAAUCUUAGAUGUCGCAAGGAAACACUAUACUUCACAAGAAACACCAUUACGAAAGUUCAAUACCAAAAACGAUGUCCUCACAUGGGCACGUGCACAGGCCUAAAAUGCGCUAAAAUUACCUUUAAUUCACUAGUCGAGGAAUUACUCGAUGCUAAUAAUUAUACGGGCAUAACAUACUGCUCUGAAUCCUGUGGCGGUUUAGGCUGCUCUUGCGGCUAUCCGUCAUCAGGAUGUCUUUUUUACAGAAUCUACCAUGUUCCCGUAGACGACAACAUUUACGAAGUCUUCCAAUGCCCAUCAUGGUUCGAAACAAUAUCGUUUCAGGUUGAACUUCACGGACCCAAGCAUAGAGCGCACACCUUUGAAUUAAAACCCUAUACUACUAAACAAAUCGCUAACGUCUCAUUUGAAAUUACUUCAUUCACAUUUACACCAAUCUCACUACUCAACCAACGAUUCUUCACAAACAAUAACUCAACAGCCUUACAUCCACGUCAUAAUGACACGAUCCAUGACCAGACCAACUGUAUAAUCAAAGACACAUGCAACUGCAAUCCUGCAGAAGAUUCCGUUAACUGCUAUUGUACCAAUAAUAAUGUCUCACGAAUAACACAAUUGCAGAAUACGUUUCCCCUUGCCAAUAUUAGAAGGACUAGUAUCCACAUAAGGCCGCAACAACAUACCUACCAUUACUACACGGGCAGUAUCCGUACAUUCAAUCACACCAUAAAAGAAACUACGCAAGAAAUCCAAAAUUUUCAAUGUCGCAUACUGCCCCGACUAUUCCGAUGUUAUAAUUGUGUGAAGGGUUCAGUAGCAACUCUCUUCUGUGAAUCAGAUACAGAACGUAUAAUCAUAUACUUUUAUUCUUCAAUAAGGCUCGCAUCCAGGAAACAUGUAGAGCACAAUGCGGAAACAUACAUCACGAUUUUCGAAUUGCAAGGAACACUCAACUACGUGAACGGAUUCAAGCCAUUAUGGCACUACAUCCACUCAUGGACAAGAAAUACUUCCACCAAUACUUCCUUCAAUAUCGAAUUUGCAUUCCCAGACAUAUCACAUUUCCUCGAUACCUGUAAGCAAUUUUUCAUAUAA